Molecule: messenger RNA, 419 nt
Organism: Staurois parvus
Lineage: Eukaryota; Metazoa; Chordata; Amphibia; Anura; Ranidae
Source: the annotation of a GenBank genome assembly
GCAGGCCGGGUCAAUAUCAAUAGGGCAGAGGGUCAGGCAGAGGGAUGGUCAGGGUCACAAGCCAGGGAUCAGAACAGGUAGCAAGCAGCGUGGUACAGAGGGUCAGGCAGAGAGAUGGACUCCGGGCAGAGGCACACCGGGCUGGACUCCGGGCAGAGGCACACCGGGCUGGACUCCGGGCAGAGGCACACCGGGCUGGACUCCGGGCAGAGGCACAUCGGGCUGGACUCCGGGCAGAGGCACAUCGGGCUGGACUCCGGGCAGAGGCACAUCGGGCUGGACUCCAGGCAGAGGCACAUCGGGCAGGACUCCGGGCAGAGGCACAUCGGGCAGGACUCCGGGCAGAGGCACAUCGGGCUACCAGGCGAAGCGGCAGGCAGCAAGCCACCAGGCGGAGCGGCAGGCACCGGGCCCCCGGG